Molecule: messenger RNA, 3004 nt
Organism: Cavia porcellus (domestic guinea pig)
Lineage: Eukaryota; Metazoa; Chordata; Mammalia; Rodentia; Caviidae
Gene: Sppl2b
Product: signal peptide peptidase like 2B
Exons: 15
Coding region: 90-2246 (718 amino acids)
Biological process (GO): membrane protein proteolysis
Cellular component (GO): cytoplasmic side of endoplasmic reticulum membrane; lumenal side of endoplasmic reticulum membrane; Golgi-associated vesicle membrane
Molecular function (GO): aspartic endopeptidase activity, intramembrane cleaving
Source: RefSeq, a predicted model, not a curated record
UUCGCGCGCAUGCGCAGCGCUUGCGCGACGCGGCGGCCUGGGGCGUUGCUUGGAAACCUCCGCUGUCUGUUGCGGCGGGACCGGCAGGAAUGGCGGCUUUGACAGUGGCGCGACUCGGGGCGGCCUUUGUACUCUUCGCGGCCCAGGUGACCUGCGAGUACGGCAUGGUGCACGUGAUGUCUGAGAGCGGUGUCCCCAGAGGCAAGGACUACUGCAUCCUCUACAACCCGCAGUGGGCGCACCUGCCGCACGACCUGGGCAAGGCGUCUCUCCUGCAGCUUGGCGACUGGUCAUCCUCCAUGCUCUGCUCCCCCAGCGACCUCCCUCCCGGGGGCUUCAUCAACCAGGUCCCGCUGGUGGCGCGUGGGAACUGCACCUUCUACGAGAAAGUGCGCCUGGCGCAAGGCGGCGGGGCACGAGGGCUGCUGGUGGUCAGCAAGGAGAAGCUGGUGCCCCCAGGAGGCAACAGGACGCAGUACGAGGAGAUCGGGAUCCCCGUGGCGCUGCUCAGCCACCGGGACAUGCUGGACAUGUUCCAGAACUUCGGCCACCAGCUGCGGGUGGCGCUGUACGCGCCCAGCGAGCCUGUGCUGGACUACAACAUGGUGAUCAUCUUCAUCAUGGCGGUGGGCACGGUUGCCCUCGGCGGCUACUGGGCCGGGAGCCGGGACGUGAGGAGAAGGUACGUGAAGCACAAGCGGGACGACGGGCCCGAGAAGCAGGAGGACGGCGCGGUGGACGUGACGCCCGUCAUGAUCUGCGUGUUCGUGGUCAUGUGCUGCUCCAUGCUCGUGCUGCUCUACUACUUCUACGACCACCUCGUCUACGUGAUCAUCGGGAUCUUCUGCCUGGCCUCCUCCACCGGCCUCUACAGCUGCCUGGCGCCCUGUGUGCGCCGCCUGCCCUGCUGCGGGUGCAGGGUCCCAGACAACAGCCUGCCCUACUUCCACAAGCGCCCCCAGGCCCGCAUGCUGCUCCUGGCACUCUUCUGCGUGGCCGUCAGCGUGGUGUGGGGCGUCUUCCGCAACGAGGACCAGUGGGCCUGGGUCCUGCAGGACGCGCUGGGCAUCACCUUCUGCCUGUACAUGCUGAAGACCAUCCGCCUCCCAACCUUCAAGGCUUGCACGCUGCUGCUGCUGGUGCUGUUCAUCUACGACGUCUUCUUUGUCUUCAUUACGCCCUUCCUGACCAAGAGCGGGAACAGCAUCAUGGUGGAGGUGGCCACCGGACCCUCGGACUCCACCACCCAUGAGAAGCUGCCCAUGGUCCUGAAGGUGCCCAGGCUCAACUCCUCGCCCCUGGCCCUGUGCGACCGGCCCUUCUCCCUCCUGGGCUUUGGAGACAUCUUGGUGCCAGGGCUGCUGGUGGCCUACUGCCACAGGUUCGACGUGCAGGUGCAGUCCUCCAGGGUCUACUUCAUGGCCAGCACCAUCGCCUAUGGCAUCGGCCUCCUGGUGACGUUUGUGGCGCUGGCGCUCAUGCAGCGUGGCCAGCCCGCGCUGCUCUACCUGGUGCCCUGCACCCUGGUGACGUCGUGCGCGGUGGCCCUGUGGCGCCAGGAGCUGGGCGCCUUCUGGACGGGCAGCGGCUUUGCGCCUCUCUUCUGCAGAAAGACCUUCCUCAGUCACUGUGGGCCCCGGCCGGCAGUUCCCAGCCCCCGAGGGAGCCAGUCGGCCCGAGACCCCAGCCUCCAGGUGAAGAGCAGCCCCCAGAGCCGUGCGCGGCGGAGGAAGAAGGGGCUGCAGCGCCUGCCCAGGAGCCCGGGAGCCCGGCCCGCAGCGCCCCAGAGCCUGAGGGCCAGGACCUGGCCUUGCCCGGCCCCCCUUCCGCCCAGCCUGGGAGCCCGGCCUAGGGAGGGGUCCUCCAAGCCCCUGAGGCCGUGCAUGGCCGUUGCCACCACACCACGAUGCUGGGGCCAGUGGCGACUGCAGGGGACACAGGACAGCCGCCCCCACCAGCCCGGCCCGUGCCGGCCCCCAACAUGGUGCUCAGUCCCGGGCAGGGCCUCGAGGCCCCCCUGCCCACGCCCGCCCGCGCCCCGCCUCUCCAGCCCCGCUCGGUGUGCUUGGCUGCCUCGGCUCCUCCGGCUCUGCAGUCUUCCAUCAGCUCCCGUCCCCGGUAGCCUGUGCCAUCCGCUUGUGGCCAAGGCCAUUGCGUCUGGUGCUUCACCCGCCACCGCUCCCCUUCAGGGUCGUCCUCCCUGCAGGGCGCAGCUCCAGGCUGCUGAGCAGCCACUGGCCACAUGAGGGGACCCAGCCUGAGCUGCACGGAGUGGGAGGCCAGCGGGGCUCAGGCCCUGGGCUGCGGUGCAGGCGAGGGACGGGCAGAGGGGACCAUAGUCGUCCCAGGGCCCAAAUGGGCCCAGAGUGGGGCCCAGCGCCUCCCUCCUUUAAUAAAGCGUCGCUGCUCUCUGAGUCUGGUGGUGUCGCCGGCAGGGUCCCUGCCACCCCACAGGGCAGGUCGGAAAAGCAGCCCAGAGCCUCUGGACCGAGGGAGGCCGCUCCCAGCCCACGUCCUGUCCGCUACCUCACCCACGGGCUCAUCCAGGCCCAGGACAGAGACGCCUGAGGCGGGGCCACCUGUUCGGGGCUGCCUGUGCCCCAAAUGCUGGGCAGCAGAGCACAGAUGCGGGACCCCUCCUCUCCGCUCGGCCUCCAGGACUGGGAAGGUGGAGGUGCCCCCCACUCCCUUGGGCCAGGGUGUCCGAGUGGGGCUCCCAGCCCCCCCAGGAUGUAGCAGAGGAAGUGGAGUGACCCCAACGGGCCGUGAUCCUUGAAAAGCCAGGUGAGCUGGGGGAGAGUGGCGGGACCUCCCUCCAUCCCCGGGAGCCAGGACAGUCUGGGGCCGGGCCCGCUUCCUCUGUGGGACUGCACCUUAACUCAAGCCAUUCUGUACGGGGUGUGCGUGGCGUUCCAGUCGGAGUGGGGGGCACCCGGGGCUCCCCAUUUGUAUGUUUCGCCUUGCUCCUGUUGGCUCUGAAGAUUAAACGUAGCUUUUGAUAUUA